AAGUCGCCAACUGUCAACCUCAAUUGGCAAAGCGAUUUCACAAUUCCUAUCGACAUGAUAUUAUAAUUUAAAUCUCAUUUAAGUAAUAUCUCCGAAUAUUACAUCGACCACAAAAUGUCCAACGUUGAAGACCCUGAAGACUGCAUCAGCCUGGACGACGCCUUAGCAAGUUUGGUAAACGACGAAAAAGACGAAACCGAUGACGAAGUGCUCAAAAUUCAAGACACAAAAGGACGUGUCAGUGUGAUAAAAGAUGUAGAAUGUAAUAAGAUAUUAAAAAGACCAUUGACGCCUAGCAGUGACAAUUCUAACGAUGCGGAAAAAAGACUUAAGACCGACGAAAAUGAGGUUAAGGAUGAACAGAGUAACUUUAUUUACAAUCCUGAUUCUAUGAGUAAUCUCGUUGCCAAUCAUUAUAACAAGAUAGAAGAGAUUGGUUUGAAUGCAAGGACCAAAACACGUAUUUAUUUCAUGCGUAAUUUCAAUAACUGGAUCAAAAGCAUGUUGAUAAGUCAGUACAUCGAGAAAGUCACUUCCAACAAAGUAGGUGUACCUUUACGAGUCCUAGACAUGUGCUGUGGUAAAGGUGGUGACUUGUACAAGUGGCAAAAAUCUAAAAUAACACACCUAAUAUGUGCAGACAUCGCUGAUGUAUCCGUUGACCAAUGUAAGACACGUUACGAAGACUUGAAAGCCAAAAACGACAACAGUCGGUUCCCUAAACUAUUCACAGCCGAGUUUAUAGCUAGUGAUUGCACCUUAAUGCGUUUACGAGAACAAUACCAAGACCCUUCAGUAUCACUAGAUCUAGUCAGUUGCCAAUUCGCGUUCCACUAUUGUUUUGAAACACUUCCACAAGCCGAACGUAUGCUACAAAAUGCUUCUGAGUGCCUCAGACCUGGAGGAUACUUCAUCGGUACUAUUCCUAACGCUAAUGAAAUCAUGGCACGUAAACAAGCUUGUGGAGCAUCCAGUUUCGGUAACGAAGUGUAUAAUAUUGAAUUCCAAUUCGAUGAUUCUAAUAAAGUGCCUUUAUUUGGUGCAAAAUACUUAUUUCAACUUGAAGGCGUUGUGAAUUGCCCAGAGUUUUUAGUACAUUUUCCAACUUUAGUUAAAUUAGCUAAAAAAUACGGCCUGGAAUUGGAGUCUAAAGAAACGUUUGAAGAAUUGUUUGAACGAGUAUCACCCAGUAAUAAUGGUGCAUAUAUGUUGACGAAGAUCCAAGCUUUGGAGACUUAUCUGGCAUUUGCUAAUUCGUCUUUGAGUGGGGCUGAGAGUGAAUACGAGCACGCAAAGAAUUAUUAUGAGAAGACACAUCGGGAGAAGAAGUUUCAAAAAAUUGGUACUUUGUCUAAGAGUGAAUGGGAAGCUAUUUCUUUAUAUAUGACUUUUGCCUUCAAAAAAGUUAAAACUACAUGGAACUCCGAAGGAAAACCUGAAUAUAAAUAAACAAAUGCUGCCCUGUGUUGGAUAGAAGAACU
Molecule: messenger RNA, 1481 nt
Organism: Ctenocephalides felis (cat flea)
Lineage: Eukaryota; Metazoa; Arthropoda; Insecta; Siphonaptera; Pulicidae
Product: mRNA cap guanine-N7 methyltransferase-like
Exons: 2
Coding region: 115-1449 (444 amino acids)
Biological process (GO): 7-methylguanosine mRNA capping
Cellular component (GO): nucleus
Molecular function (GO): mRNA 5'-cap (guanine-N7-)-methyltransferase activity
Source: RefSeq, a predicted model, not a curated record